This is a messenger RNA of Pipra filicauda (Wire-tailed manakin), 1104 nucleotides long. It is a transcript of the gene CCL19, whose product is annotated as C-C motif chemokine ligand 19. The record is from RefSeq and is a predicted model, not a curated record. The coding region runs from base 1 to 300 and encodes 99 amino acids. Lineage: Eukaryota; Metazoa; Chordata; Aves; Passeriformes; Pipridae. Gene Ontology annotation, molecular function: chemokine activity; CCR chemokine receptor binding. The transcript is spliced from 4 exons. Gene Ontology annotation, cellular component: extracellular region. Gene Ontology annotation, biological process: positive regulation of GTPase activity; lymphocyte chemotaxis; neutrophil chemotaxis.
AUGCAGCAGCUACAUCUUCUCUGCCUCAGUCUCCUGGUGCUGGGAUGUAUCCUGGAUGUGCACGGCGGGAACAACGUCCUCGACUGCUGCCUGCGGACAAAGGAGACGCCCAUUCCAUGGCGGAUAGUGCAGGAUUACCGGCUCCAGCUGGUGCAGGAUGGCUGUGACAUCCCUGCUACAGUAUUCAUCACCACAAGGGGCAAGCGCCUCUGUGCCCCGCUCCAGUCCCCGUGGGUGAUUCGUCUCCAAGAGAAGCUGGAUGCAAGCUUUGCCAGGAAGGCCAAACGCCAGGGCAAAUAGUCUCCAAAGAAGCCCAUGGCUGGUACCAACACCUCGAGUGGGACCAGCUCCCAGCUGUGAAUCUGAUGCUAAUGGAGCCAACCUGCUUCCACUUCCAGCCUCAUGGCUGACCCCCCUCAGGACUUGUGCCAGUGUGUGGGGCUGGGCAGCACCCUGUCUGCUCUCUCCCUUUCCUUCUGUCUCUUAUGUGACCCAAACACCUGUGUCAGGCUGAGCCAAGGGCUGUGGGACAACUUUGGCUUUGUAGCCUGGAAGCUGGUUGAUGGACUGAUCUGCAAGUGAGUUUGGGCAGUCUCAGACUUCCCUUCAGCACAGCAGCUGUGACCUCCAGCUCUAGUUUGAUCUGUUUGGUUUCCAUUGUCAGCCCCAAGCAUGACUCCUUCUGCAUCCCUGGAAAAGGCUGCUGGGAAUGGGACAGUGUUGGGAUGGAGGGAAUGCUGGAGAUGUUCCUCAAUGGCCAUGCACAGCUUAGAUGAACUUGGACAAUGUAUGGCCAAUGUGGUUCCUCUCUCACUCCUGACUUCCUGGCACCAUUUGCUGCCCUUCCUUGAAAGGGUAGAAAUAGAGCCAGUAACAUGGCAGCUGCAGAGCAGGCAGUGAUGUCACUCUUAGCCCCUUCUCUCCUCAGGGACAUUGAUCCCCUUCUCAGUCCCCCAGCCUGGCACCACCUUCAAACCCUGUCCCGUGCCCAUGCCUGGCCUCUCAGGUUAUUUGCUGCUAGAUCUGUUCAUUGCAACUAUUCUGUGUGUAUGCUGCUUCUUUUCUCUCUUUUUUAUUGUGCUGAGAUUUUGUUAAAUAAAAAGA